Messenger RNA from Rubroshorea leprosula, 766 nucleotides. NCBI's taxonomy places the organism in Eukaryota, Viridiplantae, Streptophyta, Magnoliopsida, Malvales, Dipterocarpaceae. The record is from the annotation of a GenBank genome assembly.
GGUGGUUGACCCGUUUUGGCCAGCGGGUCUGGUUCAACCGGUUAAAUCGGUUCACCCGACCGGUUCAACCGGUUGACUAAAGACAUUUUUUUUUUUACAUUUUUUCACAUUUUCUGCGGCUUCUGUUCAGUAAUGAAAGGGGGCAAAAUCAGUUUGGUCUGGUGAAGGAGAGCAAGAUGAGUGGCGGAGCUGUCGAGAUCUGAGCAAAAUCAGGGACGAUUUGUUAUGCUUUGUCGCUUCUGUUUGAUCCGGUGAAGGAGAGGAAGAUGAGUGGCGGAGCUGCCGAGAUCUGGGCAAAAUCAGGGACGAUCUGUUAUGCUUUGUUGCUUCUGUUUGGUCCGGUGAAGGAGAGGAAGAUGAGUAGUGGGGCUGUGAGCUUUAUCAGGAGCUGUCAACGGAAGUGGAGCAAUGGUGAGCUGCCGACGAAGGUGCAGGGAAAUCGGGUUGCUUAGUUGCUUCUGUUCAGCGGUGAAGAUGACUAGAUGAGGCGGUGACUGGUGGUGAGAUCUUGACGGAAGUGGUGCAGAGAUCAGGUUGCUUUGUCGGAGGUGAUGAGGCGGUGAUUGGUGUGGUGAGAUGCCGAUGGAGUCAUGGCACGGAGAUGGAGCAGGGAUGAGGGAGAGGGAUGGCCGGUGGAUGAUGUGUUUCUUCUACUUUCUAAUUCUAUUUUUUCCAUGUGUUUUUACAAAAUGUUACUUUUGAUUGGGUUUUUUAAAUUUAAUUUUAGUUUAAAUUUAAGAUUUUUAAAUAUAAUAUCAUUAAAAAA